This is a messenger RNA of Adineta steineri, 1543 nucleotides long. NCBI's taxonomy places the organism in Eukaryota, Metazoa, Rotifera, Eurotatoria, Adinetida, Adinetidae. The record is from the annotation of a GenBank genome assembly.
AUGAUCACAUUUCCGGAAUAUAAAAUAAAUAAUCAAACAAUUUUACAAGAACAAUUUGAUGAAACUUAUGAACCAACUCAAGAAGAAAUUCGUGAAUAUGCGAUUUAUAUUGGUAUUGAUCCUGAGAAAGAACCUAAUCUUCUUUGGUUAGCGAAAGAAGGUAUUUUAAAACCAUUACCACCUGGAUGGAAACCAUGUCAAGAAGAGAAUGGUGAAUUAUAUUAUUUUAAUUUUGAUACUGGUAAAUCAUCAUGGGAUCAUCCAUGUGAUGAAAUUUAUAAAGCACAUGUUGUUGAAGAACGCCGAAAACAAUCAUCAUCAUCAAAUCUACUUGAUACAAAUCCAAGAGGUACUCUUACUAAAACAGAUUCAUCGACUGUAAGUGAUUAUAUAUCAGGCGGGAAAAGACCAUAUACAAUGGGAAAUAAUUAUAAUACACCUGUCGUUACAAGAAAUGUCGUACAAGGGAAUAAAAUUGAUUCUCAAUAUGUUAACAGUGAUAAUGAUGAAAUUGAAGAAGAAUUAAUAAAUAGUGAAGAUGAUGAUGAUGAACAAAGUAGUGAUGAUUUUCGAAGAAGAGUUGAUUUUGGUAUAGAUCCAUUACUUUCUGCACGUAUUGAACAUGGUGAAAAAGAAGCUAUUACAGCAUCUGCACUUGCUGCAUCCCGUUCAUUAAAUUCAAUGGAAAAUACUGAUAAAAAACAUGAUUAUCAAAACGAUUUUGAUGAUGAUGAUGAAGAUAAUGAACGUAAAAGACGUGCAGAUUUAGCUGCUGAAGCUGCACUACGUCGUCUAUCAAAUGGAACCGUACAUAAACCAGAAACUACUUUAACUAAUGAAGAUACAUUUAUUACUCCACGUGAAGAAGUUGAUUUAACAAAACUUCGAAUGCGACUUGAACAAUCUACGAAUGAAGAAAAAUUACAAAUACUUGAAGAGAAUGAUAAAUAUCUUGAAAGAUUAAGAAAUGAAUUACGUUCAGAUAAAGAAAAACAAGAACGAACAUUACGUGAUAAAAUGAAAGCUGAUUUAAAUUCAAUUGAAAAUGAUAUACGUGAUAGUAUUGUACAAGAAAAAAAAUUAUUAGAAAUUCGAAAACAAGAAGAAAUCAAUCAAAUGAAACAAACAAUUGAAAGAGAAAAAGAUGAACUUCAAAAAAAAUUACGGGCAAGUAUGCAAUCUGAUCUCGAUGUGUAUAAAGGUACACUUGAACAACAAAGUAAUCUAAGUUCACAACUUCGUUCUGUACAAGAUAAACUUGCACGAGAUAAAAAUGAUUAUGAAGAGAAAUUACGUCAAAUGGAAAAUCGACAUAAAAAUGAAAUUGAUGAUUUGACUCGACGUUAUGAACAAGCGAAAGCAGAUAGAGAUAAAUUAGAAAAACAUAUGAAAGAGAAAGAUAAUCUUCAUUCAACAUUACAACGAACAAUAGAUCAACUACGUGCAGAUAAAGCAUCUGUUGACCGAAAAUUACAAGAUGCUGAAGUACAAUUGAAAGCAAUUGAUGAUAGUAAUCGACAAAUGAAAUCAUCAAUUGUUCGUA